Messenger RNA from Rhipicephalus microplus (southern cattle tick), 1101 nucleotides. RefSeq names its product gamma-glutamylcyclotransferase. Lineage: Eukaryota; Metazoa; Arthropoda; Arachnida; Ixodida; Ixodidae. Gene Ontology annotation, molecular function: gamma-glutamylcyclotransferase activity. The record is from RefSeq and is a predicted model, not a curated record.
AGAGCGCGACGAAAGGCGGUUUAGUAAACGUGGGGCAUGCGGGGCUUGUCCGCUGCGAGCUCUGCGGGAGCUCCAAGGUUUGCGGUGUGUACGCAGUUGCUGGGCUACGAUAUAUGUCGUCAGCGAAUGCUAGGUGCAUCAAGAGCAAAAAACAAGAAAACGGCGACCUAGGUCGCUGGCGUCUUAUCUAAUCUCGGAGCCCAUCACUAACGGACUUUAUCUAAUUCGAACGAAGUUUUACGCUUUUGUAUAAUCUAUCGAACGGCUGGAGACUGCGCGAACAAGGAACUCGGAAUGCGGUGGUAAAAAACCGGCUCCCGUUACGUGUCAUGUGUCAUCCGCUGUCGCUGCGGUGUCAGCUUCGACGGUUUUUUCUUUCGUUCUCCCGGUCACCUGGGCAGUGUACCGAAGUGCGACGGUCUUCUCGCGACGUCAGCUGCAUCGCUGCGGGCACCCGUCGCUAGCCGAGCUAGCAUGGCUACUUCAUCGUCGGCAGGGAAGGGCCAUAGCCCCGACGAUGUUUUGUAUUUCGCCUACGGCAGCAAUAUGUGGUCGCAUCGCGUACGCAUCCGCAACCCGACGGCGAAGUUUUUCGACAUCGCUGAGCUCGAGGGCUACUAUGUGGACUUCGUGGAUGACUUUAAAAGCUGGCAAGGCGCGGCUGCCAUACUGAAGAAGAGCACGGAACGCACCACACACGGAGUCGUAUGGACAAUUCCGAAGCGAGACAUACACAAUCUCGACCGCAGGCAGGAGAAAGAGUAUGAAGCUGCUAACGUAACAGUGAAGCUGCCAUCUGGGGACAAAGUGGACUGCAGGACGUACUUCUACCUCACCUCGAGGCCUGGGAAGGAAAAUAUGCCCUCGCUCUUGUACAAAGCCGUUAUUGUAGCUGGAGCGAUUGAACACAAGUUACCCAACAGCUACAUACAAGAACUGGUGAAGAUCCCCGACAACGGCAAGACGCAAGAUAGCAACAUCGGAGUGGACAUUGACAAGCUCCGAUCAUAUGUGAACGGAUACUUAAGUUUAUGAAAGUGCGCAAUUUAUUGAAGCGAUAGUUAAUGAAAGUACUGUCCAAUAAAUAGUUUGUUGUGCAUA